AUGAAUUCCUAUGGCUUGGUGAAAUCCUGUCGGUUGGUAAAUUCUGCAUCGGACACUCUGAUGGGUGGCAGGUAUCUGAACCAUCAGAAAGGACUGCCCCGUCUGCCUGUGCCCCCUCUGCGGGAGACCUGUGAACGCUAUCUGAGUUGUCUGGAGCCCAUUGUAACAGUGGAUGAGCUGAAGCACACAAAACAGCUGAUGAAGGAGUUCCUCAAAGAAGGAGGUGAUGGAGAGAAACUGCAGAGAAGCCUGGAGAGGAAAGCGUGCACUACUGACAACUGGCUUGCAGAUUAUGGGAUACAGAUUAAUUAUUUGGACUCGAGGGAAUCUUUGCUGAUUUAUAACAGUGGAUUUGUUCUUCCCAGAAUGGACUUCAUUGAUAAACAGGGACAAAUAAGGUGUGCUGCCAAAGUGAUAAAAGCUGUUUUGGACUUUAAGACAAUGAUUGAGGAUGAGACACUACCAGUACAAUAUAUGCGAGGAGAGCCCCUCUGUAUGAUGCAAUACUUUCGGGCACUGUCAUCCUGCCGUGUCCCUGGACGGAAGACUGACUCAUUGGUGUUCCAUGCCAAGAACUCCAAUGGCCCCAGACACAUUACAGUGGCACAAAACUCUCAGUUCUUUACAGUGGAGGUCUACCACAGUGAUGGCACUCCGAUCACUGCUGAUCAGCUUUGUGUUCAGCUGCAGUGGAUCUGUAAUUCCUCACUAGAGACCAACGCAGAGCAUGUUGGUAUUCUCACGACCUUGCGCCGGGACGCCUGGUACAAAUACUAUAACAAACUGGUCCAGGAUCCCUCCAACAAAAAAUCAGUUUCAGCCAUUGAAAGGAGCAUCUGUGUGCUGUGUUUGGACAAAGCCAUCCCUCGGACAUAUGAGAAGUAUAGCGGGUUUGAACCACUGCAGGUUUUGCAUGGAGGCGGCAGCCAGUGGAACAGUGCUAACCGCUGGUUUGACAAAUCACUGCAGUUUAUUGUUGGUGAAGAUGGGACAUGUGGGUUUAACAUGUUGCAUGCUAUUAUUGAUGGCACACCAUGUAUGGCUCUAUCAGAUUAUAUCACAUCUUCCAUGAAGAAACCACAGAUGAUGGAGUCUCCUGUGGCACUUUUGCCAAUGCCUCAGAAACUACACUUUAACAUCACACCUGAUAUCAAAACAGCCAUUGAGGAAGCUAAACAGAGCAUUGACAAGCAUGCCCAAGACCUGGACCUCAGGGUUUUGGUAUUCAAUCACUUUGGAAAAAAAAUUCCAAAAGCACACCAAAUAAGCCCAGAUGCUUUUAUACAGAUGGCAAUACAGCUGGCCUACUAUAGGAUCCACCAGCAGUGCUGUGCAUCAUAUGAAGCAGCCUCCAUGCGUUUGUUCAAGAAAGGACGGUUGGGUGUAAUCCUUUCAACCUCCAGUGCCUCAGCUGCCUUUGUCAAGUCUUUUGAUGAUCCCAAAAAGCAGAACUCAGACAAACGUAAUUUAUUGGAAAAUGCUAUAAAAGUGCAUACGUGGAACACCAACAUGGUGAGCAUCAUUUCCAUAACCAUUCAGUACAUUAGUGUGACUACAAUUUAUAAACUGUAA
Molecule: messenger RNA, 1572 nt
Organism: Oreochromis aureus
Lineage: Eukaryota; Metazoa; Chordata; Actinopteri; Cichliformes; Cichlidae
Product: carnitine O-acetyltransferase-like
Exons: 11
Coding region: 1-1572 (523 amino acids)
Biological process (GO): carnitine metabolic process, CoA-linked
Cellular component (GO): peroxisome
Molecular function (GO): carnitine O-acetyltransferase activity
Source: RefSeq, a predicted model, not a curated record